CAAGGAACAUUCGCAAUGAUAACCGGUUGCUACAGUGUUGAUAAAUAUACAUUCGUGCAUAAUUUAUAUCGUGGCGGCCUAUUCACUAAUCCUCCAAUACUGCUAAAUUCCUAUUUUUUUAAACGUGAAUUAUCUAAACAAAAAGUGGUAGAAGUUAAAUUAAUAUAGAGUAACAGAGCUUUUACGACUAUAUGUAUGUAAAUGUAGUUGGGUUUUUACUUUUUUUUCACUAAACGUGAAUCACCGGCAUGUUCGUUAUUCGUUAGCACGAGUGCGGUACCCACGAACGGUGACCGAUGAAAACCAAUGACGGGGAAGAACCCAUCUCAAAUGGCGAUUCCAAAUAAUACGAUGAACUACGAGUGAAUAUACUGAAGUUCAUUUUAAAUCGUACACUUGAUCGGAACAGUUGUGAAUUGCGCAGAAAGUUUCACACAGAGUUAUAGAUAUAUAAAAAACCAAAAAGUAAAUAGUCCAACAGUAAAAAUAUUGUAUAUUUGUACAAUAUAUACCUCGAAAUAUGUUUAGCAACAUAUACUCAUGUUGUUAGUGCAACAAGUGCUGCGGUUGCGAUAACUCGAAGUAAAAGUGAUUAAACGCGAACGUCGAUCACACCACAUGGUCGUAUUGUAUUUAUAUUAAAAAGAAGUUUGAACAAAAGCAUUCCUACUAAUUUUUCAAAAAAAGAUAAUAGAACUAAAAAGUCAAAAUGAUUAACGAAUAUAUUGACAUGGACACGCAUAGUAUUCGAUGCGUGAGCGAAUCAUCAAACGCAAGCACAAGUGGAUAUUCAACUAUGUCACCAGGCCCUGUUAAUACGCAGUCAACACCGCCUUCACCUUCACAAUCUCCAUCGACUUUAUUACAGUCAGAAUUUUCAAAUUUAAACUUACCCUCUAGCUCGCCGCAUAACCAACCAUCUUAUGCCACAUUGCAAAAUGCAACUCUGGGAUACAACCAAAGUGUUCAUCCCUCGACAGCAGCAAAUAACUACAUAAAUUACAACAUGCCAGUUACCGGAAUGUCUUCAGCUAUGGUUACAUUACCACAACAUCAGUAUGGUGGGCUGCAUCCACAAAUAUUGUCAAAUAUUACGCCCACGAUGACAACUUUAUCACAUGGAAAAUAUCCUGCGGAAUUGCGCAUACUAGAACAUCCAGUUGAAAAGUUUCGUUUUCGUUACAAAUCGGAAAUGCAUGGAACGCAUGGCUCACUGAAUGGCGCCAAUUCAAAACGUACUCCCAAAACAUUUCCUGAGGUAGAAUUGUACAAUUUCAAUGGUAAAGCGGUUAUACGGUGCAGUCUUUUCCAAACAAAUCUUGAAAGUCCACAUUCGCAUCAGUUGGUUGUGCGAAAAGAUGACACAGACAUUUGUGACCCACAUAAUUUAAUUGUUUCACCUGACCGCGGCUAUGUAGCACAAUUCCAAAAUAUGGGUAUAAUACACACUGCAAAAAAGUUUAUAUUCGAUGAGUUGUUGAAGAAAAAAAUGGAUCGUCUGAAGUUUGAAUUAGGCAGGAAUGAAUUAACAACAAAGGAGGUUCAGGAAUUGCACAAAGAAACAGAAAAAGAGUCUAAGGAAAUGAAUCUAAAUCAGGUCCGCUUAUGUUUCGAAGCAUUCAAAGUAGAGGAUGAUGGCUUGACGUACACUCGCAUAGCUGCUCCUGUCUACACAAACCCCAUCAAUAAUCGGAAAUCUGCUCAAACUGGUGAACUCCGCAUAUGUCGUCUCAGCAUUGCCACCGGAAGCGUGUCUGGAGGAGAUGACCUUAUUUUGCUGGUGGAAAAAGUAAGCAAGAAAAAUAUAAAAGUACGUUUCUACGAAUUCAACGAUGAUGAUGAUCUUGUUUGGGAAGCAUAUGGAAAAUUCCGUGAAUCUGAUGUGCAUCAUCAGUAUGCGAUCGUUUGUCAGACACCUCCAUAUAAAGACAAAGACAUAGAUAGAACUGUAGAUGUCAACAUAGAAUUGGUGCGUCCUUCAGAUGAUGAACGUAGUUUCCCGCCGGUAACUUUCCGAUACAAACCACGCGAUGUUGUUGUGUCACGUAAGCGUCGUCGAACCUGUUCUAGUGCCACGAGUAGCUCCGGCUCAGGCAGUUCUCUAAGUUCGUUUGAAUUGCCGAAACCAGUGCAGGAACAAACGGCUAACAUGAAAAUGGAAGCACAACCCCAAAUGCAAUAUACAGACAUGGGAGGUGCUUAUGGCUCCAACCAGCCAACCAUCAGUGAAGAAUACGAUAAAAAUUUACAAAUCAGCAAAUUAAUUGGCAGCGAAAUAUUCAAGGAGUAUAUGCAUAUGAACUCCGAGGAGUUGGCUAAAAUUUGCCCAACAGAUUCAGUAGAAAAUAUAUCUGGUAUAGGUAUCUAUGAUGAACUUUCAACCGGUACACUUGUAGAGGAUGGUACGUCCUCGACAUCUUUGACAAACCGCCAACUUUCCAGUGACAUGCGCAAACUUUAUAGAAAAUCUAUAUUAGGAACUCCUGUGGAUGUGCAAAUAAAUAGUUAUUUACAGCGUAUUUUUAAAAUAUUCGAUGAAAUACGAACCGCAAGGAAUUUGAGUGAAGAUCAGCUGGCCAAAGCAGCUAAAGAAGUCGAUGAUAUAUUUACCGAACAUUCGGAAAGAAAUGAAUUACGUGAGAGCAUUCUACAUGAGGUUAUUGUCAGCGACAAUCCGAAAUUAGUAAUUAAAACCUGUUCUGUAUUGGAAUACUUCAAGCUAAAACAUCUUUUUAGCAAAGUACUAAAUGCACGCAGUGAGAGCGCAUUGCAUACAGCGUGUCUUUACAAUCGUAUAAAAUACAUUCGACCACUUUUAGGUCUCGGCUGCGAUCCAAAUAUCCAAAAUAGCGAUGGAGAUACAGCGCUUCACAUUGCUGUGAAGGAACACCAUCAGAAUUGCAUUGAGAGUUUUCUCAAUCGCGAUGUAACGCUUGAUUUGACAAUUAAGAACGACGAAGGUUUCACACCUUUACAUUUAGCCAUUCGGCAAAAAAAUUAUGAUGUGGCAAAGAAGUUGUUGCAGCACGAUCGACGUGCGGCGCUUGUGCCGAAUGCAAAAGAACGCAAUAAUGCCUUACAUAUGGCCGUAUUGCAGUCAAAUUUUGAAUUUGUGAAAUUGAUACUGGAUACAACAACACAAAAUGUAGCCGAACUUAUGGGAGCAUCUAAUGCAGCUGGGCGUACUGUUUGCGAUUUGGCCAGAGAACUUAAGUCAAAGGUGGGAAAUCAAAUCAUAACAUACUUCGCUUCGUUAGGUUAUAAUACCAACGCUAGCGAUAGUUUGGUUAUUAAAGAAGAGGAGAUAUCUUCCUCCUCAACUGAAGAAGAUGAAGAUAAUGAAACUGCACCAUCAGAGACGAAUAUGUCUGAUCAAAUCAAAGAUAUAGGCAAAAUAAGAAUUAAGGAAGAAUUCAUAGGCAUGGGGCUGGACGAUGCAGACAAGUGUGAAGUAGCGAAAAGUCAACCAAGUACUUUUGAUGGAUUAUUGUGUGAUGAACGCAAGUAUCGAAAUCUUGUAAAUGCUUUAAAUGUACAGGAUAAAUGGAAGAGAUUGGCGGUGCCAUGCAAAAUGCAACAUUUACUUUGCUUGUGGACUAAUGCCGACGAUAUGUUGGAUUAUAUGCGCAAAAACAUUGAAUACGACACGUUUGUGUCGGCGUUAGAGCUCGUAGAUAAACAGACAUUAAAGUUGCUGCAAGAUACAUAAGCACUUACCUAUUCGUUCAUAUAAUUUUAUACGUGGAAAAUAUAGAUUAUAGAAAACGUAAGCAAAUCUGCUUAGAUAAAUAUUUAUUCCAUAUUACAAUAAUUUACCUGUACAUUAUAGAAAUUAUAAUUUUGUCUUAACUUCAAAACAACAAAUACAAGUAUGUACAUAUGUGCAGAAAAGUAGUGAGUUUUCGCUUGUAGAAGGCGCACGAUGUAUGUAAUUACCUAUAUAGGUAUAUUUAGAAUUCAUUAAGUUAAUUUUGAAACUGUAACAAUAUUAAUUGAGCAAAUAAACUCGUAUACUUAUGUUGAAAAA
Molecule: messenger RNA, 4027 nt
Organism: Anastrepha ludens (Mexican fruit fly)
Lineage: Eukaryota; Metazoa; Arthropoda; Insecta; Diptera; Tephritidae
Gene: Rel
Product: nuclear factor NF-kappa-B p110 subunit
Exons: 2
Coding region: 710-3709 (999 amino acids)
Biological process (GO): G protein-coupled receptor signaling pathway; inflammatory response; innate immune response
Cellular component (GO): cytoplasm
Molecular function (GO): protein binding; DNA binding; DNA-binding transcription factor activity
Source: RefSeq, a predicted model, not a curated record